Molecule: messenger RNA, 1059 nt
Organism: Bolinopsis microptera
Lineage: Eukaryota; Metazoa; Ctenophora; Tentaculata; Lobata; Bolinopsidae
Product: cyclin-dependent kinase 5 homolog
Exons: 1
Coding region: 1-1059 (352 amino acids)
Biological process (GO): peptidyl-serine phosphorylation; protein autophosphorylation; autophagosome assembly
Cellular component (GO): autophagosome; phagophore assembly site; cytoplasm
Molecular function (GO): ATP binding; protein serine/threonine kinase activity
Source: RefSeq, a predicted model, not a curated record
AUGAGUUUGUACGCGCGGUUAGGAGCCACCAGACCAGCUGUAACAGAGAUAUCCGACUUUACAGACCCUACUACUGGGGAGACAGUUGAUGUGAAGCGGAGUGAUUUUAUCCACGAUAGCAGUGGGAAAAGAGGCGAGUCAAGCUGGGGCACUGUUUAUGAAGCUGAAUACAGAGAUGACCGUUAUGCUAUCAAAAAGAUAGACAGGAUAGAUUUCGAUGACGAAAGCAAUCGCCCAAAGCUUGCGUUUAAGAGGGAAAUGGACUUUUUGAAGGAAGCAACUGGGUGGAAGUGCCCAAAUAUAGUUCGGUUUCAUGGCUACAUUCAGUUUUCCAAAUCAGCCUGGCUGAUCCUAGAUCUUAUGGACAAAGACUUAUUAGAAAUCAUGCGCAGAGAUAACUUCUAUUCAGAUUUAGCAAGGUUGAAUGUUGAAGAGCGAACUUGUUUAGGAUACAUGAUGCUGAGAGACAUUAGCAAUGGAUUACGGUUGGCUCACGGGGCCUAUCGUCAGGGUAGAGCGUACAUGCACCGAGACAUCAAACCAAACAACAUCAUGGUGAAAUGCAAGGAACGGCGGCUGGCCAUCAUCGACUUCGGUUCUACCAAAGAAAUAUCCAAGGAAGAACUUAAGAUCCACUCAGUUGCGGCCGGUCAUCAACUGUAUCUUGCACCCGAAUGUAUGGUGGGUCCUGCCACUUAUAAUGAGUUAGUUGAUAUCUGGUCUCUGGGGAUUACCAUCAUUCGUUUCUUUUCUGGAAAGCACCCGAUAUACGAUGACAGUGCCGACCAAGCCUCUUCCAGCAACGACCAUCAGAAAAAUUGUGAAAUAUACUGUAGAAUCCUUGGUGAGGAUAUCGAUGGUGAUAAAUACGACUGGCCUAUUCAGCUAGUUUCAGAUGAACUGGAUCAAGACUUCACAAGACUAAUUAACCGGUGUGUUGAUAGGGUUCCAUCUCAGCGCCCCUCUGCUCAGGAUAUCUACAAUAUUGCUUCACCAGUAGUCAAUCGAAUGGAUCCUAAUCUUGCUGUUAGCUUGUUUGACAAGUUUUUUUGUAGCUAA